This is a messenger RNA of Monomorium pharaonis (pharaoh ant), 2514 nucleotides long. Its product is annotated as zinc finger MYM-type protein 1-like. Bases 1 to 2514 code for a protein of 837 amino acids. Gene Ontology annotation, molecular function: protein dimerization activity. The record is from RefSeq and is a predicted model, not a curated record. NCBI's taxonomy places the organism in Eukaryota, Metazoa, Arthropoda, Insecta, Hymenoptera, Formicidae. The transcript is spliced from 2 exons.
AUGAGUGUUAACAAGCUGAGUGGCGCCCAGCGCCGAAAAUUAACAAAACAAAAACAAGAAAAGGAAUUACUUAUUGCUAAGAAAAUACCACGAAUUGAAAAUUUUUUCGUACAUCACGAAACAACAACGCAAGCAUCGAGUUCUGUUGCAAUUGAACAUUCAGACGAGCAAUUAUCGCAUUCCCAUGUACAAUGUAUUAUCGAAAAUAAAGAAGAGGAGAAACAAGCUGACGAAGUCACGAAUACAGCAGCUUCUGUAGCAAAUCGUGACAAUGAGAUCGUAGUCAUGAACUCUACCGAUUCUGUCUCGGAUUAUAAAGAUUUUUCUGAUCCUGGUCUUUGGCCAAUACGGAAUUCAGAAAUGAUCGAUUUCAUUUUGCGAAAUCCGUCGAAGCAACAAGAUCCGAGAACGAUUACUUUCGCGACUUCGAAACGUAUGUACGGAUCAAAAUCAAAAUAUUGUACAGCGCAAAUGUUUUUUCAAAAAACACCAAAUGGUAAAAUGCAUCGACGAGAAUGGAUGUCAUAUUCCUUCUCAAAAGGUUUCAUAUUUUGCAUACCUUGCAAACUAUUUUCGACAUCAGUAAACGCAUUUACAGAAGGUUUUAACGACUGGAAGAAUGAUGCGCGAAUAGCGGAACACGAAAAAAGUUUUGAUCAGGAAAAUACACGAAAGUUUGUGAUGCGAGAAAACGUCUUGGGAAAGAUUGACAGCAAGUUACAUAUCCAAUACAUGCAAGAAUGUAAUUACUGGCGACAAGUGCUGACUCGCAUUAUAAUCGCGAUAAAGUUUCUUGCAUCUCGUGGCUUGGCCUUUCGAGGAACAGACGAGAAAUUUGGAUCGGUCAGUAAUGGCAAUUAUAUGGGCAUUCUUGAACUGAUGGCUCGAAAUGAUCCGUUUCUCCAAAAUCACAUCGAUCGACUCGGAAAUCCAGGAAAAGGAAACGUAUCUUAUUUUUCCAAAGAUAUUUGCGAAGAAUUUAUUGCGAUGAUUUACGAUGAUCUUCUUAAUAACUUAAUCUCGGAAGUGAAGGCGUCUCAAUAUUAUGCAAUAAGCGUAGAUUCGACACCUGAUAUUUCACAUUCAGAUCAGUUAACAUUUAUUAUCCGGUACGUAUGCGAGAAAGGAGAACCCAUUGAACGUUUCAUGCAGUUUAUACCUAUUGAAAGUCACAGCGCGACAAAUAUAGAGCAAGCGAUCAUGCAAAUAUUGUUGGAUAAAGGUAUUGAUAUUAUGGAUUGUCGUGGACAAUCUUAUGAUAACGCGAGCAAUAUGUCGGGCUGUUACGGUGGAGUACAAGCCAAAAUCAUUGAACGUAAUCCUUUGGCAAUUUACGUCCCGUGCGCGGCGCAUUCACUAAAUUUAGUGGGCCAAGCAGCUGCUGAGUGUUGUUUGGAGGCAACAAAAUUUUUUAUGUUCCUGCAACAUAUAUAUACAUUUCUAAGUGCAUCUACAUCCAGGUGGGCAAAAGUAAAAUCAAAAGUCGAAAAUCAGCCCGAAAUGCUACUUCCAAAAAGUCUGUCUAACACACGAUGGUCAGCUAGAGCAGAAGCGUGUCGAGCACUUGUGAAGUCGUGGGAAAGUUUGCGAGAUGCGCUUGACGAUAUAGUAGAAGAUGCUUCCGAAAAGCCAUCCACAAAAGCCGAAGCCGAGGGAUUGUCGCAAAAUUUUGGAUCGCUCGAGACUGCUAUAAUGGUCGUUAUGUGGAGCGACAUUUUGGAGCGUUUUGAAAAAACAAAUAAAAGUCUGCAACGCGUAAAUAUCGAUUUGACAACAGUCGUACAGCUGUAUGAUGCACUCCAAGCUUAUAUUGUCUGUUUGCGUGAUCGUUUCGAUCAUUACGAAACAAGAGCGAAAGAGAUAUCCCAAUGCAACGAAUACGCGCGUGAAAAUCGGCGACGCAGAAGAAGGACUGUUCAAUUCGACGAGGUUAACGACAAUGAUGCGAUAUUAGAUGGAAAACAAAAUAUGCGUAUAAAUACGUUUCUCGUCAUACUCGAUCGAUUAGCAGGCGAAUUAGAAAAGAGAAGUAUGGCAUACAAAAGAGUUAAUGCUCGCUUUGGCUUUCUCAGUCGUUUGCCGUUACUCACGGAUGCAGAAAUAAUCACUAAGUGUGAAGAGUUACAGGCGACAUACUCCACCGAUCUCGGCAAAGAUUUUGGAGAAGAAUGUUUGCACUUUCGGAAUUUUAUCCGGGAAAUGGAAUUGACGGAAGAUGAUAUCAAUGCUCGAAAAUUUUUAAUGAUUAUUCGUGAGAAGAGUAUUGUCGCGACGUUUCCAAACAUGGAUAUCGUUCUUAGAAUGUAUCUUACUCUUUUUUCGAGUAACGCUACCGGGGAACGUUCAUUUUCCACAUUAAAAAGGAUAAAAAAUUAUCUACGAAAUACGAUGGGUCAGAGCCGUCUCUCUAGUCUCGCCUUUUUAUCUGCGAAUGCAGAACUCAUUGACAUGGCAGAGACUAAUACAAUUAUCGACAAAUUUGCAAGUUUAAAAGCAAGAAAGCGACCAAUUUAG